Plasmodium gonderi is the source of this 1080-nucleotide messenger RNA. RefSeq lists its product as hypothetical. The transcript is spliced from 2 exons. Lineage: Eukaryota; Apicomplexa; Aconoidasida; Haemosporida; Plasmodiidae. The record is from RefSeq and is a predicted model, not a curated record. Bases 1 to 1080 code for a protein of 359 amino acids.
AUGGACACUUGUGAUAACAAAUUGAAUGUUAAUUACCUACUUAAUAAAGACAAAUCGAAGAAAAAAAAAAGAAAAGAAGAAAAAUAUAUUGAAAUUUUUUGCGAAAAUGACUCUGAUUUAUAUUCCCCUUGUAUAGAUAUGGAGGGUGCGUUGUGUGUCAUUUCGGAAAAGGGAGAAAUAUUUAGGUAUAAAUUAGAAAACUCAAAAGGGGAUAGGAAAGGUAUGAACAUAUCAACAGCAGCGUCGUCUUCGGACGAUUCAGAAGAUGGAGAAGAUUCUAAUGAUGAGGAUGAUAUAGACAGUAAAGAAAAUGAUCAAAGUGAUGAACAUGAUGAAAAGUUUUUUGAUUUUAUUCAUGGGGAGCAAGGUGUAAUAAACAUAAGAAAAAAAUCGAACAUUCAGAAAGUGCAGCAAGAGUUAUACAUGAACACUGAUAUUGCAACAGAAUGUUUGUGUGCGGAUAACGAUUAUAACUUCUAUGUUUUUGAUCCUAUGACCGGUGGGUUGAUGGUAAUAAACAAGAAAAAAGAAAUCGAGCUCUAUACAGACGAAUAUGAAGAUCAGUCUUUCAAAGGAGUAAACAAUUUAAUUUACGACAAAAAAAAGAAUCUCUUAUAUGUAGUCGAUUCUGGAAAUAUCAAUGAAGAAAAUAAAUGCAAUUUGUUUUAUAUAAAUAAAGACAUAGAAACCAUGAUAUCUAUAGAUAUACCAAAUAUACCUUACGUUCAUAAUAUAUGUGUAUAUCAGAAGGAUAAUAUAAAUGAUAUAUACGUUUGUCUAACGAAGGAAAAUAAAAUUGUGAGGUUAAUAAAAAAAGGAAAUUCUUACAUUAAAUGUCACUUUCUACACCUAAAUGGGUGUUAUUCACCUUUGUUUAUUUGCACGAAUAAUAAAAAUUUUGUUGUACUACUUAAAGAUUUAAGCGAUUGUGAAAAGAAGGGGAAACUUCUUGAAAUAAAUUCAAAUGCUCAAGUAAUUAACUCCUUCUUUAUGAAUGGAAAUCAAUUUAAUGGUAUAUGUUACGAUGAAAACGUAAAGAAAUAUUUCUUCAUUGAAAAGAAUAUUAUUUAUAUGUAUUAG